AUGCGUCAACUUUUGCAAGCCCUCAUAGUGUUUACUAUCUUGAAAGGAAUAACGGCUCAAGGAUGCUGUUGGUGCGUCUCCACUCCACAGUAUAUCUUUUUACAAUCUACGAAUCUCGAUGCUUUUCGGGAGUUUGGAAGAAUCACAGCGAACAGCUACACAACCCCAAGAAAUCAGCUUAACUCAAGGAUGCAGGACUGGGCAAACCAGUACAAUAUGACUGAAGAACUGAACAAUUAUCAGAGAAGAGUAGAUCAGAUCAAUACCGAUAUAGAGAACAACGUCAAUACGAUAUUGGAUCAAAUUCAUAAUUUCAUGGCGGAUUAUCUAAGCGUAAGGAACGAUCAGACAAUCUCUCAAGAAGAAGCCGACAGAAGAAUGAGAUCGCUCUUCGAUGCGGCGAAUCGAAACCUUGCUACUGUAGCUUGCUGUAUCAUAAACACAGUAGAAUCAGCAAGGAACACCGUUCCUGUUACCACUUAUACGUAUGGACCUAGUAUUUCUGUAGGAGUUUACGCUGGAUGGUUCCGUCAUAGAAGAUCGUACCUGCAAAAUCAGCAAAAUAUUGUUCAGAAGGUUCUUCCUAACUCAUGA
This is a messenger RNA of Cylicocyclus nassatus, 594 nucleotides long. Lineage: Eukaryota; Metazoa; Nematoda; Chromadorea; Rhabditida; Strongylidae. The record is from the annotation of a GenBank genome assembly.